Molecule: messenger RNA, 6911 nt
Organism: Gymnodraco acuticeps
Lineage: Eukaryota; Metazoa; Chordata; Actinopteri; Perciformes; Bathydraconidae
Product: putative protein TPRXL
Exons: 6
Coding region: 3842-4768 (308 amino acids)
Source: RefSeq, a predicted model, not a curated record
UCAGCCCUCUUUUGUGAACUUUCACCCUCACCCAAUCACCUGGCCGAACAGGAGUCUCUUCUGGUGUCUCGUCUGGUAUCCCUGUAGCUUUCCUAGCCUGUGUAGACAAAACUUGGAUAAUAUUACUCAGAGUUCUGACAUAUUCAUCACUUCUAUUCAUCUAAUAUAUAAAACUGGACCACUCCCUCCUUGAAGAAGGCCCAAGCUUCGGCAUACCUCUUGUUGUUAUGAGACCUAUUGUUAACUACAUGUUAUUAUUUAUUAACUACAACGUCACUGAAAUCAACAUAUCUGUUUAAUCAUGACACUCCCUCCUUUGAUCAUAAAAUGCUCAAUUAAUAUUGCAAUGAUUACCCUAUUCUGAACAGGACAUGUAAAACCCAUAACGUUGCAUUAAAUACAUAUAACUUCUCCGUGUACCCAUAAGGCGUAUACAAAUAUCGUAUGAUGUAUGGCUUUCUGAUGGUUUAAAUGCAUAUUCACUAAAAAUCUGCCAUUAGCACAAAAAAUAGUUUACUUGUUUCAAUAAUGGCUUUUGUCCUGGUAUUAUGCAUCAUUGUUGCUGCGAAAAACAAUACCCCUGGUGUCGCUAAUGCGUCUCAAUAAUUCUAGGAUUAGAGGAUUGGUUGUUACUGCUGAAUUAACAUAUGAUAAAAUAAUAUUUCUCCAAACUAGAGGGAAAAUACGAACUAUUCUCACAGAGGGUGACAUGCAUGAAGGGCUGGUGCCCCUCACUCAAAAUGAGAUAUUGCCUUACACACUACACUAUAAAUCAGUAAAGUUACUCAAGAAUAAAUAAAUAAAAACGGAUUCUUGAAACUGUUGUAAAAACCCUACAACUUCUUCAUCCAAGCUCUCAAUCAGUGUUAUGUUAUUUAAUCUGCAGCUCAUUGCCUUAAAACAGAUACUUUAGACCGAUUAUAAAAUGUUGUUUAUGAGAAAAAUGUAAUCUGACUCCAUAAAUCACAUAAUUGUUCGACUAAAAAACUACACUUCCACUAACAAUAAAUGAAGUUCCCCUUUAAACACAUCCCCGGUCUUCUGACGGGGUCUAUCUAUGUACUGGCUGGUAAAUGUUGUGCCAGUCUCUGUCGCUCCGUCACUGUUCUCCCGCUAACAGUCACUCUCUAGUUCUGCUGGGUUCUUGUUGACUUCUUCACUGGUUUGAGACAAGCGACCCUAUCGGAACACCUCCCUUUGUAGCCAGACUUCACCACAGCAGAAUCAAGUUUCUGUUUUCAGGUCCCAACAGCUUCACGUCGGUUGUAUCAUCGCCCCUUGAACUGCAGUCGGUGUAAACAGGAGGACUUGGUAAGGAUCCUCCGUGUGGUCGAGCACUAGGUUUCCGUCUUCAUAUUUUGGGUGGAAACCCCUCGUCUUGACCUCACUAGCUGUGUGGACACAAUAGUUUUCUGUGUGGGGGAACAACAUCACUUGUAAUCUCUAUCCUUCUCAUAAUUACAAAAAUAGUCUGCUAAAUGUUCUACUAUGUUUUAAUCUUCUACUACUCUGUGGAUACUUUAUGUGUAAAUGCAAUAUGCUACUCACUAUCUUUUAAAUAACAUUCAACCUCUCCCUCCUGUGGUGACAGAUAUGGCUCAAUGUAGCUGGAUUUCAAAAUACCCUUGUGCCGAAGAUGCAUCACCUGGUGGUCUGACCCUCUGAGCUUCCUCGUUGUUGUGGUUGAUACCAGGCUGUCAGUGGCAUUUGGUUCAUGUUUGGCACCCCUGUUCGUCUUUGACAUCUCUGGGACCCCCUGCCUCCGUCGACAUCAUGGAAACCUCCCCUGGGGUAACUGCAUGGAGGGCCGUUGUUUGGUGCAAUGUUCUGCGGACACUCUCUGGACCAAUGUGACAUCUGUCCACAUCUGAAGCAACCACCAUUCUGGACACCUCUUCCUCUGCCUCUUCCUUUUCAUCGGAAACAUCCUCCUCUUUGUUGAUUCUGUAUCUGAUUGUCUGGCACUUCCUGAGCUUGAACUGUUGGCGGUGUCUGCACUACGGUCUCUGUUAGUAUGGCCUUCUCUGGUUCUAUGGCCAUCUCUGAUGUAGCUGCCAUUUGCCUUGCCACUUUCUUGUUUUUAUUAGUUUCGGUAUCUUCCUCAGCUAUUUGUAUCUUCAAGAGUCUCAGUUGUAGUGCUUCCAUUUCUGUCUUUUACUUGGAAAGGUUAAAGCAUCUGAUCUGAUUUUUACCCUUUCCUUGAUAUCUGCAGUUGAGCCUGACUCUGCGUCUGGUCUCAACUUAGUUUCUUUCGGAAACAUGCUCUCUUCCUAUUCGAAUGAAUAUUAUUAAGUUAUCAAAGAUUUAAACACUAAUCCUCCGACUAGCACCUUCGUUCCUGAUAAAUAAUAUCCUAUGUCAUCCGAACUUAACUUUAAAUCUGGGUUCUUUUUUUAAAAUUGUUUUUGAAGUUAAAGUUGUUUUGUUUUUUUCAAGUUUAAUAUUUUUUUUUAAAUUAGGAUUUAAUUUGUUUAUUAAACAAUUCAUAAAGUAAGUUAAAAGAUUAAAAAAAAUGCACAUUUUAAAAUCAGAAAUGUUAAAAAUAAAAAUUGUACAGUGUAUGGUUUUGACUUUUGAAAUAUGAAAAUAGAAAUCUGGUGAAAAUCUAAAUCUAGUGUGUACUGUGUAUGGGAAGUGUAUGGUUUUAUGCAAAUAUCAUAACUUGUGUUAGCUUCAAUACAUUUGUGUUUGAAUAUUCUACAGUCUUGUUGGAAAGACUAUUAUGUAAAGUUUCAUGUGUUCAUGUAUAACACUCAAAAUUAAGCUUCAGAAUGUUAUAGUAUCUUUCCCUAGAGGCGUUUCCUCUAUCUGUGUAAUAAUUCUAUAUUACCAGCAGAGUGCGCCGUUGUAAUUUCAAACUCAAUCCACUAGGGAUAGCUGUUGCAAAACUGACCUAUUUAACAAGAAGAAGCUUAUUUUCCUUAAAAAUAUCUUAAAAAUGGGAAGAAAAUUACACUAUGGUUUAACAGCACAGCACAUAACCGCCAAAACACAUUUGCAAAAAGGAAUAUUUCAAAAACCGCCAAUACACACUUGCAAGCAGGAAAACUUCCAAACUCAGAUUUGGUUUAUAGGAAAUACAAUACUUCCCUACAAAUACCAAACUUCCAACGGUAAGAUAACCUGACUAUUUUCUAGUUCCAACUCUGCCAAGAAAUAUGAUUUGUCCUUCUCAAGAUGGAGUGCCUAGCCUCAUGUGAGUGGUACUGGGUGUAUUAAAACAGAGUACUUUCAAUUAGCAUUUCACGAAAUGGCGACUGCCGUGUGUCUGUUAAUCAAGAUGUGAUGUAAACAAGAUGGCACCCGUUUAUUUCAAACUCUGACCUGUGGACAAAGAGAUUUGAAAGUAGACUAUGUGGCUCUCAGAGAGGAGUUUAAACAAUGGUGGGGUGAUCUUUAAACAAACUGUAACAAAGGAAACCACUGGUGUGGUAUUCUAAAACCUGAAAUACAAGCCAAAACAACACUUAGUUUAAAAUAAUAACAUUUCUAUCUAGUUUACUAUGAAAAAUGGGCUUUAUCUUAUUGAUAUCAUCACUUAAAGAGCCUGUGACAGCCACCCAACAACUGUUGUGCAAUGAAAUAUUGGGCUACUAGUAAUCUCGAACCGUCAGUUUAAAAAAGAAAAAGCGAUACCGUUCCGAUAAAUAUCAAUAAUUUCGAGGUUUUGGGGGAAGCCGGAAGUGAAAUGAAUGCGGGAACGCUUCACUGUGCGGCGUGAGAUCCAAACACGGACAAAGUGUGUUGUCAUAUGUAAGAAUGGUUCGACGAUGCGUUGUGUCUGGGUGUUCCAAUACAGCAAAUGACGAACUAAACAUCAGCAUCCAUAGCUUUCCCACAGAUGUCAAGCAUCAGCGCACAUGGGAGAAAAACGUGCAGAACACAACGCUUUCUGCCCGAUGAUUUUGAGGAAGGGCCUAUAUUGAUGGUUGGAAGUGGGAUAGAUGUAACGCGAAAACGGAUUCUGAAGCCGUCAGCAGUGCCUACUCUCUUUCCCACGCCGUCGCAAAUCCGUCAAGGCACCGGAGACUUUGCCACCGCCACCCCCCCAGCAAAACGCCACAGAAGUGCCUACUUCGACAAACGAGAGAAAACUCAGGUUUUGGAUUCUCUCCUAAAGCCACGGUUGACAGCUGAUGGUGCAUCAGCUGCACAUACUUCAACUGCAUGCAGUGAUGCAUCAGAUAAUCCCAUGCAAGAGACGCCAGGCACUAUGACCUCUGCUUGCCAAACUGAUCCAGUAAAGGAGAAGAAAAAGCCAAAGAGGAGCAAAGGGGUUCAAACUAAGCCGCGAGAAAAGACAACAGGGACUCCAAUAGAGAGGAAGCUGUUCCAAGACACUGGCAGUCAAUGCAACAUAAUUCCCACCGCAAAGAAAGAGGUAUCACCUCCACCAUUAUCAUCAUCAUCAUCAUCAUCAUCAUCAUCAUCAUCUCCAUCUCCACCUUCAUCACCAGGAUAUCAUCCACCUUCGUCACCUGACCUUUCAUCAUCAGAAGAUGACUACCAGAAGAACAGUGAGCCGGAUAUGGAUGAGCCUGUCACACCCAUCCACAAGGAGAAGAAGUUUAUUGUCUUCAUGACUUGCCUCACGAGGUUGCUCAGCUGGUGCCACUGCCCCGACUGUGGUUCAGUUGACAUUUCCACAUGCCACAAUGUCAUUGGCUCACUCCUAGUCAUUACGUUGUCAUAUGCAUCUUGCUUCAAGAAAGUGACAUGGAACAGCCAACCCUACAUCGGCAGCACACCAGCGGGCAACAUUCUCUAGUCCACUUCAAUUUUGUUGGCAGGUGUCACUGCAGGAAAGGUUCUGCGGGUUAUGAGAACCAUGGCAUUGGCGACCAUAUCUUCACGGACGUAUUUCCGGCACCAGAGAAGUGUUUUGUUGCCAGUUGUCCAGCGAGUAUGGAACAUGAGACAGACAUUCUUGCUUGGCACAUUUCAGGCAGAGGGAAGAGACCUGGUCCUUGGAGGUGAUGGCCGGGCUGAUAGCCCGGGACAUUGUGCAAAGUUUGGGAGUUACACCAUGUUGGAGCUGCAUGCCAAUGUAGUAAUAGAUAUUCAGCUAGUCCAGGUGGGUUACCGGUAUCUGAAGAAGUUUAUGAGCAGGGUUGAAAUCAAUUGACUGAUAUAUUUUGUAUAUGCAAAACACUGAUAUUAAGUGUAUUUUUUAAAUAUCUAUUAUUACAUUUGUUGACAUUUUUGCAAAUAAAUAGUGUAAAGGAAUAUUUUAGUCUUGUUAAAGUUUAUAGAAUUUAGUGACUUGUCCUCGGGAAUCUGUUUCUGGUUAAAGUGUUUUCCUCCUCACUGAAAUGUGAUCCUGCGCGUAAUACUCAGGAGGACAGAUCAAGAGGUCCUUUGACUUACUGUGUGGGUGAGGGGUUUGGGGCACUUAAGGAGGGGCAAUAUAUGCAGUCUUUGUCCUUGGUGUCUGGUAAUGAUUAGGGGAAAGGGCGGGCUGUUUAGACCCCUCCUUUAAAAGAUAUAUAGAGAUGUUUCUGUCUUUGGUGUUUAGAGUUUGCUGGUAUCUUACAUGAGAAUUGUGAUAUACUGUGAUCUCUCCGGCCGUACGAAUCCUCAAUAAAUAUCAGUGUAUUGACUAAGGCGAAUCCAGUUUCCCUCAUUUCAUGAUUGGCUCAACAUUGCUGCAAAGAAGUUUUUACUUCACAAUUAGCUAAUGGUGUGGCCAACUCAAACCAGCUGCAUUGGACAUAUGGACAAAAUAGAUAUAGAAUAAAACCACAGCUAGGUUUGCAUAAUUGUUUUUCUCGUGGUUUCCAAUGAUUCUAUUUACAAAAUGUCUAGGUGCUGUAAUCCACAAAUUAGUUUUAAAUAAUACAAUUGUAUAUAACAAUUUCAUAAUGAAUUAAAAUAUAUUAACUUAGGACAAUAAUUAUUUAAAAUUAUUUAGUUUGGAUUAUUACAUAUUAAACCUGUUAUAUAUUACAUUUACUGCAGGUCUAAGUGUAGUUAUAUUUGCAUUGUAUACAUUUGUCUAAUACCUAUGUAUCUGUUUUCUGCUGUUUUAGAGCAAUGAAUGUGGUGGUAGCUACCAUAUGGAGAAAACUGGGUUGGAGCGCUCCCUGGCUCAUCUUGAGCGGCAGGGACUUGCAGUUGGCACGAUGGUCACCGACCGACACCGGCAAAUAGUCAAGUGGCUCAGAGAGACCUACCCCCACAUUGAGCACCUCUAUGAUAUCUGGCAUGUAGCAAAAGGAUUUUCCAAAAAACUGCUUGCGGUGUCAGGUGCUUCGCCAAUGGAUAAAGAGUGUGAGCAACCAUAUGUACUGGUGUGCGGUGUCGACCCCUUCUGGUCAAGGAGCCCAGAUUGUUGCAAAAUGGGAGUCGGUUGUGUCUCAUGUAGAACAUACACACAGGCCAUGGAGACCUAUUCCCGUCAUGCAUCCAUGGCAGGCUGCAGGGGAGGGAGUCCCACAAGAAAUGGCUGGAACCAUCAUCCAAGGCAGCAGUCAAAUUGGAGACGCUGGUGUGCAACAAAACCCUGUGUAACGACAUUUUGAAGCUAUCUGGGGGCUCCCAAACAUCAGCAGUGGAGCCUCCUUAUCCAGUUUGCGCCGAAGAUGUAUGUCUUCUCUUACACAGGAAUGCUUUGUCGGAUACUGAUUGCAGCCCUCCACUUCAAUGAAAAUGCCAACCGGGUGCAAGGCGUGACAAAGACUGGGGAAGCCAUGUAUAGCAUCAAGUACCCAAAGGGUAGAAAGGGAGCAGCAGUGCUUCGCAGAGUGUUGGAAAGCAGAGAUGGGGACUCGAGUCUGUGACUCGGACUCGAGUCGCACUUAAGUCGCACACACAGAGACUUCAGACUUGACUUGGACUCCUGCUCAAAAGACUUCGGACUCGACUUGGACUCGUGUUUUGGGACUCGUGAACAAUCAUUGUGUUUUCUAUUU